GCGACCUGUUGACGCUAGUCGGUUCGACAUUUCAUCGUGCUGGUUAUAACAGUAACUUCUUUGGGUUUGUUCAGACUAUUUAACACAUUCACUUACAUAGAGUCUACUGUUUGCCUAUGUGAUGUAGAUACGACAGCGGGUUUAUGUUUUGGAGUACCUAAUGGAUUCACAGGUACAAAAAUAGACGAAGACGACCUGACAGCGUGAUUAUAUACAAGCAGUCUAGUCAUGAAUUGACGAAUGUUGUUUACAUUUCCUGUGUAUUCAAUGGCGGAUGUGCGUGAAUUUCAACGAGGCAAGUUGCUACAUAUUGAAUAGGAAUCCAACAGUUUAACGGCAUGCCUGAACAGAGACGACAUGUUCUGUAUCCAUGGACGUACAGAAAGCACGCAUUGAACUUCUGAUGACUGAGAUCUAACAGCCAUGCAUGUUGAAAGGGUGUUUGUGAUCUGUCUACAUUUCUUCUUGGCUGUAUAUGGUGUCAGGACUGGAAACAGGUGUGUAGAGGAUUUGACAAAAGUCUUUGCAGUACAGCUUCAGUGUUCUGGCGGUGAAUGGAUACAAGUCUUGCACGAGGUGUAUGGGGAUGGAGAUGCAGCGACAUGUCGUCUGAAAUCUGCUGAGUCGUGUAGUAAGAAACUCGACAGCAGCCAGUCUGGCCUGGUCGUCAACUGUAAUGGGAAACAGUCAUGUUCUGAAGCCAUGCAGGUACAGACCAUCAACAACUGUAAUAUUACCGCUGCUGUUGUUGAAGUAAAGUACAACUGUAUCAAAGGUAGUAUGAACAUGUGUAGUCCAGUCACAACAACAGUAAACGGGUCGGUGUACCUCCAUUCUCCCGGCUUCCCUGACAGUGUCGGUGUGAACAGCAGCUGUGUUGUUAGGAUCACAGGGCAGACUUUACAAGUAACAUUGGUAGAGGAGCGGAUGAAGUCAGGGAUGCUUAACAUCUCAGGUGACGGGAGACAACUCUGGACAAACGUGAACGUGAACCAGUACAACAGGGUAUUACCUGGAACAGCUGCCGAAAUAGUUAUAGUCUACGAUAACCAUGAUCAGGAUGGAUCAAAUGUAUGGAUACGUGUUGCAGGUUCAGGCCGAAUGAACAUAACGAUCAGCAGAGAAAUACUGGAUGCAUCAACCACACCUACGUCAUCACAUCAGCCGCCACGUUCACAGAGUGCAUCAGGUCCAAGUACUUCGGACACACCAACAACUGAAACAACGACACGUGUACAAUCUACAUCUAUUGUUGCAGCGUCCUUUACGACCGUUACAUCUACGCGUGGACAUACUACUCGUUCAACAAGGAAUAUAGCAACCCAGUUGACUUCCACGUCAACGAUGGUAUCAACAACAGUUUCAACAACAGACACAACGUCCUUUACGACCGUUACAUCUACGCGUGGACAAACUACUCGUUCGACAGGGAAUAUAGCAACCCAGUUGACUUCCAAGUCAACGAUGGUAUCAACAGCAGUUUCAACAACAGACACAAGAAACAGUGAGGAUAUUGUGACAGCCUUGGCAGUGGUGUGUGGUAUUCUGGUGCUCAUCAUUGUAGUCCUCGUCAUAUACUUCAUGGUGGUGAAGCCAUUCAGGAAGAAGCAUGACACUUCAUCGAAUACUGGAACGUCUGUUGGCCAUGAUGAACCAAAUGUCUACGAUGGUAUACAACGCAACACAGGCGUCGCUGGUGACGAACAUAAUUACGGCCACAUAACCAGCAGUGAAGGGCAUUUCUAUGCUAACUCUGUUAGUGGAGAUGAUCCAUAUGUCAACACCUAGACGUUAGUUCUACUCAGUAGUAGAUUCAAUCAUACAGUACAACAUGAAAUUAUAAAUUUGUAAAUUUUAAAAAAACUUUCACUCAUUACUCACGUAUUAUAUGUGAAUACUAGCAGAACA
This is a messenger RNA of Haliotis rubra (blacklip abalone), 1908 nucleotides long. RefSeq names its product cell wall protein DAN4-like. The coding region runs from base 424 to 1788 and encodes 454 amino acids. The record is from RefSeq and is a predicted model, not a curated record. NCBI's taxonomy places the organism in Eukaryota, Metazoa, Mollusca, Gastropoda, Lepetellida, Haliotidae. The transcript is spliced from 8 exons.